Molecule: messenger RNA, 1418 nt
Organism: Rhododendron vialii
Lineage: Eukaryota; Viridiplantae; Streptophyta; Magnoliopsida; Ericales; Ericaceae
Product: F-box protein SKIP19-like
Exons: 3
Coding region: 153-1136 (327 amino acids)
Molecular function (GO): protein binding
Source: RefSeq, a predicted model, not a curated record
AUGGGUAAAGAUUGGAGACGCUGUCGUUUGCUUCCACCAAUUUUGGGAAGGAAAUAUCCUCAUUUCUUUCUCCCCCAACCGAAAAAACCCUAACAUACAAAACCUCCUCAUUUCCCCCAAUCCUUCGAAACACUACCCGAAAUUCCACCCCAAUGGCGUCCUCCUCGACCCCACCGCCGCCGGCGGAGGCGAUAGACGCUCGAAACUGGGCGGAGCUGCCACGAGACGUGACGGCGAUGAUUCUGAAGAAGGUCGGGGUGAUGGACCUACUCCAGAGCGCGCAGAAGGUGUGCAUGGCAUGGCGAAGCGUCUCCAAAGACCCAGACAUGUGGAGGUCGAUCCAUAUGAGCGGUUAUUUUGGUGAAGAUAUGUGGGACGAGAUGGGCUACGACGUCGAGAAGAUGGCCACGCACGCCAUCGACCGGAGCUGCGGACAGUUGGUCGAGUUUAGUAUCAAAGGUUUCGGUUCCGAUGAGCUCCUUGACUACAUCGGCGAGCGAGCAAGUCAGCUGCGGCGUCUUCAAAUUAUUUAUCCCUGGAGCAUUUCAGAUGAUGGUUUGAGUAAAAUUGCUAAAAAACUGCCAUUACUGGAGGAGCUUCACAUAUACUCUGGCUUACUUUCAAAAGAAGCCCUCUUAAAUGUCGGGCGUUGUUGCCCUCAUCUGAAAUCACUUAAAUUUAACAGUCGAGGGUCCAGGGCCCCGUAUAUGGAGUAUGAUGAUGAGGCGCUAGCUAUUGCAGAAACCAUGCCUGGACUACACCAUCUUCAGCUACUUGGAAACAAUUUGACAGAUGAUGGUUUAAAGGCCAUUCUCGACGGGUGCCGUAACCUUGAAUCCCUUGAUCUGAGGCAUUGUUUUAAUGUUAAUAUCGGAGGGUCUUUGGGGGAAAGAUGCUCUGAACAGAUCAAAUAUCUACGGCAACCAUACGAUUCCACUGAUGACUGUGAGUUUGAUAUGACCUUUUACAAUGGAUAUGAUGACGAUUAUUCACUUGAUGAUGACUACCCUUCUGGAUUUUCUGAGAUUGACCUCAUGUCCGAUGUUGAUGGCGAUGAAAAUUUUGAGUUCUCUUGUGGCAGUGAUGUUUAUGAUUAUGAUUAUGAAGAUCUCUUUUUCGGUGACGGUGAUGACUAAUGCUCUGUUCACGUUGAAUAGUUUACUGGCGAGAAAGCCCAGGGUAUGUGUGGAGAUCAAUUGCGUUCUACGAAGACAUGCUGGGCCAAUAUUUGCUCUUUUGGGAGAAGAUAACUCUUAAGUGGUGUUGACGAUCUUUGUCCAGUGCUUUCAAUCAGAAUGACUAAUUUCACAAAGCUGGUUGCUCGUUUCGCAUGUAUGGCUCACUCUUAUAUCUAAGCUACUACCAUGUAGCUGUUUUGUGAGAAUCUUGUCUAUUCUAGUGGUGUUCUUUACCCUUUA